Pseudoliparis swirei is the source of this 3128-nucleotide messenger RNA. RefSeq names its product zinc finger, CCHC domain containing 7 (gene zcchc7). Bases 94 to 1989 code for a protein of 631 amino acids. The record is from RefSeq and is a predicted model, not a curated record. Lineage: Eukaryota; Metazoa; Chordata; Actinopteri; Perciformes; Liparidae. Gene Ontology annotation, molecular function: zinc ion binding; nucleic acid binding. The transcript has 10 exons.
UCGUUGGAUAAAGUGUCUGCUCCAUCUUCCCCAGCCGCGAGCGUCAGCAAGGUGUGCGCAUGUGUGUGUGUGGCGCGAGCGUGCUCCGCGGUGAUGUAUUGUGCGUAUCUGGAUCGGAGGGAGUUGGAGGACGAUCUCUACCAAGAGGAUGAAGGGGACUCUGAUGGGUCGGAGGCCAACAGCGAGCUGGAGUUCCACCUGUACAGCCAGCUCCACUACUCCUCUAAUGCUACGGCUCUGGAGGAGCAGCAUGACAGCGGGGAGGUGGCGGAAGGCCAGGAGAGCCGGCAGCCCAAAGGGCCCGGGAAGGACCUAGAUGCUGACAGAAGGGGGGAACAUACUGGAGAAAGUAGGCCUCCGUCACCCGAUUUGAGCAAGUUAGUGCAGCUCUCAAAGAAGAAGAAGGAGGAGGACGAGGAUGAGAAAAGGCAAGAGAAACUAAAAAAACAGAAGACGGGGAACCCUAAAGGUCCGAGGUCAUCUACGUCAUUUUUUGAGGAGGUCAUCGUGAUAGACUCCAGCCCGGACGUCAUCUCCAUCUCCGAGAAUGAAACUGCUGAUGAUGACUAUAAUGACGGGGUCUGCACCGUAAAGGGCCAAAACCUACGCCGACUGCAGACUUCCACCCCGGUCCAACAGGGAAGCAAGAAACGGAGUCUCACUGCGCCGGUGACUGUGGACUCCAGCACCUCAGCGUCCGACUCCGAGUCGUCUGAUUCGGUUGUUCUGGAGAACUGGAUGAUCCUGGGUAAAGGGAAGCAGGACGGAGACCAGUGCAUCUUGCUCAACCUGGAGGGAGGGUCCGAUAGCAACAAAGAUGCUGAAGAAGAAGAAGAAAGUGUCUGGUCGGUUUCCACCAAGGACAAAGAGUCUCGGAUCUAUAACAGAGACAAGAGUUCCAGGGUGGCGCCGCUGCGGAUGUCCAACAGAUAUUACACCAGCAAGAACAUGCAGUGCAACAACUGCAACAAGAACGGACAUCUCUCCACCAACUGCCCUGAGCCCAGGAAGUUGGCGUCCUGCUUUCUUUGUGGCAACCCCGGCCACAGAGUCAGUGGAUGUCCCAACAAGCACUGCAACAACUGCGGGCUGCCGGGACACCUCUACAGUUCCUGCAGCGAGACGGCGUACUGGAAAAUGUGGUGCAAGCGCUGCGGCGGGAAGGGGCACAUUUUCGACGCCUGUCCGGAGAUCUGGAGACAGUAUCACAUCACUACGAAGGCGGGAGCUCCUGCGAGGCAGAGGAGUGAAGACCAGGAUCAGGCGCAACAGGUCUACUGCUACAACUGCUCCAAGAGAGGACACCUCGGCCACGUGUGUAACUGGAAGAGGAUGAUCAAUGGGAUGUUUCCCAACAGCCCAGUCAUCAACUACUAUGACAAGAAGAAGGACAUCAGGCACAGAGAAAACUGGAUAGAGUCAAAGGUUAAAGAACUGAAGAAAAAAGGCUUUUUUUUAACAAGCAGCUUUCAGACCCCUACCACUCCAGAACCGCCAAACAAGAAACAGAAAGUGGGCCAGCAACAGCAUCCGAACCACACACCUCGCCAGAGCCCCAACAAAGACAGACCCAACCACGUCUUUUUCACCGACAGCGACUUCGUCGAGGCCGCAGCAACCACAGCCAAAAAGAACAAUAAACACAAGCAACAAGAAAGCCACGUGAAACCGUGGAAACCCAAGAGACCAGUUCCUGCCUCCAAAGACCGUCGCCCGGUGGCUAAACUCAUCGUGGAUGAAGCGGAGGACUUCCCCAGAGGUGGAGGCAAAGUCAAAGAUGCGGAGAAGAAGAGGAAGAGGAAGAGGUUGAGAAAGAAGAAGCAAGCUCCUUCAGCGCCACCAGAGGCAGCCACCGGUCCACAGGGGUCGUUGUCAAAGCAGCCGAGGGUGAAGCGGAAGAGAAAGAGUCGGGCGCAGAAGAACGACGCACAGAUGUACCCGACGGAUGAGAACCUGUUCAUCAUCAAACAAAGGAAAGGCAAGAAAUAGGGACCGGUUUGUGCGAGGCGGAGGUGUCUGCCAGCGCACAAAGUUUGUGACGUUUGGGGACGUCUCAGACAUUUUUGCUGACUCAGGUCUUAGUUGGAGAUGCCGGUGCUGCUUUGUGGAGUUCAUCUGCCUUUUUUUGUUUUUAUUACUUGAGACGCUUUGACACGGCACAGUAGGAACAGCACAGAUGCAAAUGAUGGAAUGAAUGAAUGUUUCAGGGUCUCUGUCGCGCUGUCAGGGCCAUACUGGGGCACUCGGAUACACCGGUCGGGGUUCGCAAUUUUUAACAAGUCUGUUUUAAAGGAACAGCCAGGUGUCCAUGUGAACAUUCAAAACACUGUCACGGCAGCAGUUUGUGAAAUAGUCCCAAAAUUAAAUUUAUUGGCGAAUUUGAAACAAUUUGAACAGGUUUUUUUUCUCUCUCGCUGGAAUCAUUACUCCAGGUCAUACUGGGGCCAUUCUUAGAUCUACUCCUAAUGCACUCUGUGUGAGGGACGGGUGAAACAAUUCAGUUGUUUUGUGCAAAAAUAUAUUUCAAAGUGUAUCUGAAACAUCUGCAUUGUGAGUUGGACAAAUCAAGAAGAUUUCUUUCAAAAGUACAAAAAUACCCUCUCUUUUUAUGUCCAGUGCUCCACAGCAGCUGAAGGGAAACACUGAACAGGACGACAACGAGGACAUAAUUUAGUUCUUUAGUAAAGGAGCACCUAACUUUGGAAGAUAUCCACUUGAUUUAUCAAACAUCGUAUUGGCUUCAGAUAAAUAUCUGAAUUCAUUUUUGCUCAAAAUGUUCGACUUUGGAAGCUCUUUUAAAAGUGAUCUUAAUGUCUAGUAUGAACGUGAGGGAGCAAAGAAACACUGAACAUGAAGCUAUCCUUUCAAUAUCCUUAUUUCCACCGGUGAUUUUCCUGCUAUGAGGAGUCAAAAUGUCUGCUGAGAAGAAAAAGGCGGCUUUUAUUCAGUCGAGUCGUUAUUUAAGUCAUCUCCACAGUUCUGACAGGUUUAGUUGCCUCAACUUAUGAGUUAUCAAUAGACAGUAUAUUGAGUAAUGGUUAAGAUGAUCGAUUGAUGUCAUUAUCAUAUUCUCUCAUGUUGUUGUUCACAUAAAUUGCAUGAUGUGAAUUAAAAACAGUAGAAUUUGA